CGUGACCCGCCGUUCACGUGAUCCGGUGGAAACUCUUGUAUCUUCCUGCUUCUUUCGCGUUGUGCUGAUUGCGGGGCUUUCUGCCUAUUAGACUUGAGAUGACUGGUCAUAUACUUCCUGAGGAACAAACUUCUGCUUGUUGAACCACAUGAAUCACUCCAUGGUGAUUCAAUGCCUGACAGAGGUUGUGGUGGAAGAAGAAGCGCACAACAAUGCUGGUGAUUUCAACUCUAACAUUUGCGAUCACUCUGCUUGGACUAUCUAGGACCUCAGAGGCAGCCAUAGCUGCUUCUAAAAGAGAGAAUGAUCACUGGGAUAAGAAUCAUGGCAGGAUUUCAGAUGUACCCCAACAGAAAGUAGAACAACAGUUGGAACCCCUGUUGCUGUCUAAGCAAUGCAACAUCCCUCCAGACAACCGCUUUGACUGUGCCCCAGAGAAACUUCUCUCUCAAGAUGAAUGCCAAGCUCGGGGAUGUUGUUACGUCCCUGUCUCUUCCAAAGAGCCAUGGUGCUUCUUUCCUACCAAUUACUCUAGUUACAAAAUGACAAACCUAACUGCCACCCAGACUGGCUACACUGCCCAUUUGAUCCGCAGUGCUCCUUCUUUCAUGCCAGAUGACAUCAUGAAUGUGCAGCUGGAUGUGAUCUUUGAAACCAAGGGGAGGCUUCACUUCACGCUUAAGGAUCCAGCUAGGAAACGCUAUGAAGUUCCUUUAGAAACCCCCAAGACCAUCAGUAAGGAAUCCUCGACUCUCUAUUCUGUGCAGUUCUCUGCUGAUCCCUUUGGCCUCAUUGUUUUUCGACAGUCCAAUGGCCAAGUUCUGCUGAAUACUACUGUGGCUCCUCUGUUCUAUGCUGACCAGUUCCUUCAAAUCUCCACUGCUCUGCCAUCAAAUUUCAUCUCUGGAUUGGGUGAACAUAUGACCCCUCUUACUCUGAAUGUCAAUUGGACCAAAAUUACUUUGUGGAAUCGGGACGUAUCACCUGCGCCCUCUGCCAAUUUGUAUGGUUCACACCCCUUCUAUGUGGCUUUAGAAAAGGGUGGCUUGGCCCACGGAGUCUUCUUACUGAACAGCAAUGCAAUGGAUGUGUUACUGCAGCCCAGUCCAGCUAUGACAUGGAGAACUACUGGGGGUAUCUUGGAUUUCUAUGUCUUCUUGGGCCCAGAUCCAAGCAGUGUGGUGCGCCAGUACAUGGAUGUUAUCGGCUACCCAUUCAUGCCUCCUUAUUGGGCUCUCGGAUUCCAUCUCUGUCGCUGGGGUUACACUUCCACUACUAUUACUCGGGAAGUGGUAAAAAACAUGACUGCAGCUCUUUUUCCCCUGGACGUACAAUGGAAUGAUCUGGAUUAUAUGGAUGCUAAGCGAGACUUCACCUUCAACAAGGAUGGUUUCAGGGACAUGCCAGACAUGGUGAAUGAUUUCCAUCGUAAUGGUCGGAGGUAUGUCAUGAUUGUGGAUCCAGGGAUCAGCAGCACCAGCCCCCCUGGCACUUAUAGGCCCUAUGAUGAUGGCCUGAAACGGGGAGUCUUCAUCGUAAAUGCAACAGGACAACCUUUGAUUGGAAGGGUUUGGCCAGGGCCCACUGCCUUCCCUGAUUUCACCAACCCAGAGACUCACCUGUGGUGGUAUGACAUGGUCAAGGAUUUCCAUGACAAAGUGCCCUUUGAUGGCAUGUGGAUAGACAUGAAUGAGCCAUCAAAUUUUGUAGAUGGUUCCUUGGAAGACUGUCCAAACAACAAGCUUGAGAACCCCCCAUAUGUACCAGGUAUGCUGGGUGGAACCUUGAAGUCAAAAACCCUCUGUGCCUCUAGUAAGCAGUACCUGUCUUCCCAUUAUAACUUGCACAGCCUUUAUGGGUUGACUGAAACCAUUGCAACACAUGAUGCUUUGGUGAAAGUGCGAGGGAAGCGUCCGUUUGUGAUCUCUCGUUCCACUUUUGCCAGCCAUGGACGCUAUGCUGGCCAUUGGACCGGGGAUGUCAUAAGCGUUUGGGAGCAUCUAUACUACAGUAUACCAGCAAUGCUGCUCUUCAAUCUCUAUGGAGUGCCAUUGGUCGGGGCUGACAUCUGUGGAUUUCUGAACAGCACGACGGAAGAGCUGUGUGUGCGUUGGACCCAACUGGGCGCAUUCUACCCUUUCAUGCGAAACCACAAUGAACAGGGAAGUAAGUCUCAGGAGCCAUAUGCCUUCAGCCUGGAAGCCCAACAAGCCAUGAGGAAAGCCUUUUCCCUGCGCUACUCCCUGUUGCCCUAUCUUUACACCCUGUUCCACAAGGCCCACUCCACAGGCGAGACAGUAGCCCGUCCUCUUUAUUUUGAAUUCCCACAAGACACAUAUACAUGGACCAUUGAUAGACAGUUCAUGUGGGGAGCUGGGCUCCUCAUUACUCCUGUGUUAGAAGAAGGGAUAAGAAAAAUGGCUGGCUAUUUUCCUUUGGGGUCAUGGUAUGACAUCACCACGGGGUCUGUCAUCCACAGCAAGGGACAGUGGAUUCUUCUACCAGCUCCACUUGACACGAUCAAUGUCCAUAUCCAUGGAGGUCACAUUCUUCCUUUGCAGGAACCUGCUCUCACAACCACAGAGUCGCGCUCAAAUGGAAUGACUCUCAUCGUGGCUUUGACACUGGAUGGGGUGGCCAGAGGGGAUUUGUUCUGGGAUGAUGGUGAAGGGCUGCUGACCUUUGAGAAGGGUGAUUACACACAGAUCUUCUUUCUGGCAAGAAAUGAUGUGCUAGUGAAUGAGAUUGUGCGACUCAGCAGCCACAUAGAUGGGCUCCUUCUGAAACAGGUGCUAGUGUUAGGUGUCCCCAGCCCUCCCCAGCGGGUCCUGGCAAAUGAUACCCCCAUCUUGGAUUUUUCUUACCGUACCGACACCAAGGUCCUUACUAUUCCACUCUCUUUGCUGAUGGGGAAGGAAUUUGUCAUCACUUGGUCCUGAAAAGAAAAAAAAAAGAUGGACAGACAAUCUGAAUGCAAGAUAAACUUCUCUAAAAUGUAAAUGGAAAAAAAUUAUUUAACGAACAAGAUCCUUUGCUGUGGUGUUCUAGUAGAAUCAGUAGGGCCUGCAGGAGAUCUCCUGUGCUCUUUAUCCAAGUUCAAUAUGUAACAAUAUUUGGGUUGGGUUGGAUGCUACCAGCUUUCAUGACUAGAUUCACUAAUGGUUUGAAUGAUCACAUUUUCCAAAUGUCACCUUCCCCUCUUAGAGAAGAAUAAAUAAUUUCUGUUAGGAAUGUUAUAAUAUUUCCUGGAAUUGCACAAGGAGUUGGAGUAGAGUAGCUGAUCUUCAAGUGCCAUUGGUUAUGUUCUGUAAUUUUAUAAAAUUAGGGAUCAGUGUAGAAAAAAUGAAAGUGCCAAAUAUCCUAACCAAUGUACUGAUUACAUGCUACUGCAUUAAGACAAUAAUUUGACAAACAUGUCUAUGUGCUAAUGCUUUAUACAUUUAUAUAAAACCAUUUGAAAUAGGUCCUUGAUCCAGACAUUUUGAUCAAAGUUUUCCUCAGUGUCAGAUAGAUGUUCUCACAAUAGCCUCAGGGGAGAAUGCUUAAGCAGUUCUUUCUCUUGACAAUCGAUUGUUUCCCAGUUGCAAUCUUUUGUUGAGGGAAUAGUUUAGUUCUCCAUCAGAAAAAUGAGUUGUUCCAAAACCAGGCCUCUUUGAAACCUCUUCUCUAUUCAAAUUAGACAAAUUAUUGACUUGCCUGAAUAGAGAAAUCCAGGAAUAAAAUAGCUUCCUUUUUUUUAAAAAAAAAUUGUUUGAUUCCUUGCUGGCCCAUCCUUUUCUUUCACUUCCAAAGACCUACCUUCUUACUUUCUAUACAUUUUUAAGCACUGAAUCCAGAAAUAUUCAUCUCCUGGAAAUCUUCAUUGUUCCAAAUGAAGUUGGUGUGCUCCCUAUACUAUAUUCAUCUGCAUAGUUGAGAGUUGCUUCCUGUUUGAAAUCAUGCAAGGAUAUCUAAUGUAGGAGUUAGACAAAAUGUUCUAUAGAAUUGUGUUAAAAUAAUAUAACAUGAGAUCAGGGGUGGAUUCUACUUACCUUUACUACCGGUUCGCUACGGGACCGCGUGCGCGCAUACGCAGAAGCUUCUGCGCAUGCACAGAUCAUCCAUGAUGAUGUCCAGGCAGGUGAGCGGAGCUUCCUGCCGCUUUUACUACUGGUUAGCAAGAACUGGACCGAACCAGGAGCAACCCACCACUGCUUGGGAUGCCAUAUAGUCUUACAAAGAUUUACAGUGCGGCAUUUUUUUCAGAUGGUUAUAUUAAGAAAAAAUAACUUAAAGUUCAUUGGUUGGACAAUUUGUUAUGUUUUAUAUAUUUGUUUUAAAGCAAGCAAUGUGCUUUUGGCACUGAUUAAAAGAGUUUGUGUGCUCCAGGAACAGUUCCUAAUUUCUCAGUUGGAACAUGGAAUAGGAAAAUCAAGGAAAAGUUGAAAUUGUCAAAAUGGAUAUGAUGUAUGCUAUUUUGGAUGUCCUAGGAAUGAGGGAAUGUUUAUGAACCAGAAUGGGCCAAUUUAAUUCAGGCAAUUAGAUGUUUUGUGGUUCACCCAUAAAAUGGACCUGCCAUGAUACCUAAAAAGGACAUAUUUAAGUAUCUGCUCAGCUACAAUAAAAUAAGAGACAAAAUCAUAUCAAAAUUAAUGGCUAUCAAGUAAAUAUCAAUGACAGAUAACAGUGGAAUCAAAUAGAUUACAAAUCAGGAAACAGAAGAUGGAGAAGCACAAUCCAACUGCCUAUGAGUUUCCAGAUUUGUAUUUUAGAACAUACCAUGAAUUGCUGGUUUCAAAUAUUCAGGUAAAACAUAGAACAUUAUAGAGAAAAGUAUGUCAAAAAAUAGGCUAUGGAGAAUAUACAUUGAUCUUAUAGUCUGACUGUAACAGCUUCCGUGUGUCUAAUUUGUAUGAGAAAGAACAUGAAUUGCUAUGAGAAGAGCCAAGAGACAUUGCAAUAACUGAAUAGAUAUUGAAUAACUGAACCAAAAAAAAAAUCCCAAGAUUUCAAAGAGAAAAAAACAACAACUCUAGUGGCUUUCAGAACAAUCAAUUGUUAUAGCCAGGCAAAAAACAAAGGAUGAAACAGUUGGGCAGCUAAAAGAAUGUAAUAGUGACUGAAGACAGACUUCCAAAGUCAAGCAAGAAAGAAUUAAAGGUAUUUUUUUCAAGAAUGUCAACCGAAGAAUAAAUAUAAAAAGAAAAUGUAAAAAGAAGAGUACUUACAGAGUAUGUUGGUUGCAUUGGGGGAAUGUGCCAGGUUUUUAUGUUUUGGAGUUACUGGUUUUAUUGUUUCUUGUUUUUAUUAUGUAUAUGUUGCUUUAUUCUUGAGUGGAAGCUGCCCAGUUAGCAAGCUAUGAAAAAGUUUUAAAUAAAUAAAUAAGAAACAUUACAA
This is a messenger RNA of Pantherophis guttatus, 5376 nucleotides long. RefSeq names its product alpha glucosidase (gene GAA). Lineage: Eukaryota; Metazoa; Chordata; Lepidosauria; Squamata; Colubridae. Gene Ontology annotation, molecular function: alpha-1,4-glucosidase activity; carbohydrate binding. The record is from RefSeq and is a predicted model, not a curated record. Gene Ontology annotation, biological process: lysosome organization; glycogen catabolic process. Gene Ontology annotation, cellular component: lysosomal membrane.